GCAGUUUUCAAGUUUUCAGGAAGAAUUUUCAACAAAGCGAAAGUUUCCCGGCUGUGACAGGAAGACUUUUUUUCAUCUUUAAAUUUUCUGACACGCAUUUUUGUGGAGGAAAAAAAUGGAAAACGGUGACGCUCAAGUCAGUUUGGAUGGUGAAUCUUUUGAUUUAUGGAGAUUUAUAAAACAGACUGUUUUGCGCUUCCUGAGCUGGGUAUUUGCCAUUGUGGUAUUUGGAACAAUCUCAGACCAAGGCUACUAUAACCCCAUGAGUAAAGAAAACGCGACCUGCAUGUUUAACAACAAUGAAUGCGCCUGCGGCUACGCGGUGGGAAUUGGAGUCCUGGCCUUCGUGGCUUGUGUUGUGAUUCCCGUACUGGACAUCAUCGCUUCAAAGUUCUGUAGUGCCGAAGCGAAAAAACGCGUUGUUAUAGGAGACCUGGCCUCCUCCACGGCGGGGACAUUUCUGUGGUUCAUCUGCUUCUGUGUCUUGGCAAACCAGUGGGCAAGAACUAAUUCUAAAAAUGUCAUGGUUGAUGCUGCCCGAGUUGCCAUCGCCUUCUCCUUCUUCUCAAUCAUCACCUGGGCUGUUUUGGCCUGCCUUGCAUAUGGAAGGUAUAACCAAAGACUGAACAUCAGCGAGUGGCUGACUGCUCUAUUUUCCAGAAUCAUGGGAAAGUCAGCAUAAGAAGAAAAAAAAAACCCAAAAAAAACACUUAAAAUGUUCUCUCUCCCGAUUGUUUCAUCCACAAUCGCUCAUCCAGUUUAUUUCAAACACUUUCAGUCAGUGAGAAACUAAAUGCAAGAAAACUCUCUCUUUGAUUAUUAAGUAAAUCUGGAUAGAAAAAGUUCUGCUCCUCAGGGUUUGUAUCAGUUGUCCACAUGUAAGUCUUUUAGAGGACAUUUGUAAAUUGUACUACAGAAAAUAAUGUGUGCUAAUAACACAACAGGCUCUGGUUUAGUCACGGAUGAAACAAGCAAGCUUUGUUGUGUUUUUGUUCUCUGACAAAAUCACACGUUAAUUGCUUCACAGAGAACUAUAAUUAGAAAUAAAUACAAAAUAAACUUACUCAUAGUCGACAUCGGUUUCACAAAUGCUGACAUUGUGUGCCAUGGUGUUUAAUGAUCACAAGGUCCAGUCUGGUUGCUCUUCAUCAACUGUGCAGUGGAGCAGUGCUGCAGCGUGUGUCUGAAAAUAAACUGCCUGUGAAUGAGUACCACUAAUGUGUUUCCCCGCAGUGCCAACUCACUUGUUUGAUAAAUUCACUGUGUUGCUUUGCAUGUGACAUCCUGUCCACAACCUUCAUCACAGCUACUGAUGCAUCAACAGCUU
Messenger RNA from Archocentrus centrarchus (flier cichlid), 1327 nucleotides. RefSeq names its product synaptogyrin-2-like. The record is from RefSeq and is a predicted model, not a curated record. Gene Ontology annotation, cellular component: neuromuscular junction; synaptic vesicle membrane. The coding region runs from base 116 to 682 and encodes 188 amino acids. NCBI's taxonomy places the organism in Eukaryota, Metazoa, Chordata, Actinopteri, Cichliformes, Cichlidae. The transcript has 4 exons.